ACCUAAGGUGACCAGCGACUGCAAGGCACUCAGGCGACCAACGAGGAACUCAAGGGACAGCUCAGGCAACCAUCAAGGCUACUGCCGUUGCUUAGUGCUCACUGCUCAGUUCUCAGGUGCACUCAGACGACACUCAGGUGAUGAACAACAGCUAACAACAUCG
Molecule: messenger RNA, 163 nt
Organism: Ilex paraguariensis (yerba mate)
Lineage: Eukaryota; Viridiplantae; Streptophyta; Magnoliopsida; Aquifoliales; Aquifoliaceae
Source: the annotation of a GenBank genome assembly